Molecule: messenger RNA, 678 nt
Organism: Urocitellus parryii (Arctic ground squirrel)
Lineage: Eukaryota; Metazoa; Chordata; Mammalia; Rodentia; Sciuridae
Gene: Stard6
Product: StAR related lipid transfer domain containing 6
Molecular function (GO): lipid binding
Source: RefSeq, a predicted model, not a curated record
AUGGACUAUAAGGCAAUUGCCCAACAAACUGCUCAAGAAGUUUUAAGUUACAAUCAAGAUACAUCCGGCUGGAAAGUGGUUAAAAUUUCAAAAAAGAUAACUGUUUCCAGUAAGGCAUCUAGAAAAUUCCUCGGAAAUCUAUAUCGUGUUGAAGGGAUAAUUCCAGAAUCAACAUUUAAACUAUCUGAUUUUCUCUACCAACCUGGAAACAGGGUUGCAUGGGAUAAAGCAUUGAAAGUAUACAAUAUGAUACACAGGAUUGAUUCGGACACAUUUAUAUGUCAUACCAUAACACAAAGUUUUGCCAUGGGCUCCAUUUCCCCCCGAGACUUUAUCGACUUAGUAUACAUCAAGCGCUGCGAAGGGAAYAUGAACAUUAUCAGUUCUAAAAGUGUGGAUUUCCCAGAAUAUCCUCCAUCUUCAAAUUAUGUCCGAGGUUAUAACCAUCCUUGUGGCUAUGUAUGUUCACCUCUGAAAGAAAACCCAGCAUAUUCCAAACUAGUGAUGUUUGUCCAAACUGACAUGAGAGGAAAACUGUCCCCAUCAAUAAUUGAAAAGGCCAUGCCUUCUAACUUGGUAAGCUUCGUCCUCAAUGCAAAAGAUGGAAUAAAGUCACACAAAGCCCCAUCAGGACGUGGACAUCAUAAUGGUCAUUCAUCAUUCCAAAAGAAGAAAUAA